Molecule: messenger RNA, 2583 nt
Organism: Trichoderma aggressivum f. europaeum
Lineage: Eukaryota; Fungi; Ascomycota; Sordariomycetes; Hypocreales; Hypocreaceae
Exons: 6
Coding region: 1-2583 (860 amino acids)
Biological process (GO): transmembrane transport
Cellular component (GO): plasma membrane
Molecular function (GO): transmembrane transporter activity
Source: RefSeq, a predicted model, not a curated record
AUGGCAACACCAACGACGCAUUUGGCCCCUACAAGCGCGACAAGCACCGCUGAGCCGACUUGUACAACUGCUGUUCCCGGCAAAUAUGGCCAAGUGCCCAUCAUCGCCUGCAACUCCAAUUACAAUGCGAUUCCGGCGUUCAUCCCGGCCGUGGUAGUGACCAUUCUCUUCGGUGUGCUCACCUUGAUUCACGUCAUCGAGGCGUUCAUUUUCAAAAAGGGCUAUGCCUGGGUCCUAAUCAUGGCUGCUGCUUGGGAGACGAUAGCCUUCGCCUUCCACACCGUCGGUUCACACGACCAACAGAACGUUGCGUUUGCCACAAUUUGGCAAAUCCUCUUUCUGCUGUCCCCCCUUUGGGUUAAUGCCUUUGUCUAUAUGACUUUUGCCCGCAUGGUUCAUGUGUACAUUCCUGACAGAAGAGUCUGGAUUGUCAAGGCCUCCCAGGUCUCAAAACUCUUCGUCUUGGCAGAUAUCCUCUCUUUUAUUGUGCAGGCCGCUGGUGGCAUCCUCGUCUCCCCUGGCGUCUCUGCUUCGACGCAGGAGAUUGGAAUGCACAUUUAUGAGGGUGGUAUCGGGCUGCAAGAGGUUUUUAUCCUCUGCUUUAUAGGUCUCAUGAUUGCUUUCCACCUCCGCAUCAAUAAACUUAACAAGGAGCGGCCUCUGCAGCCGGAAGAAGUCACCCUGAAUUCGGCCAAUGGAGAAUACCGUCGCGAAACUGAGAGGCCCAGGGGUACCCCGGCGCUGCUAUACGCUCUUUACGCUGUGCUGGCGUUUAUUACUAUGCGCAUUGUUUUCCGACUCGUCGAGUUCCUCGGCGGCCGCGAUCCCGAUGCCAACCCCAUCCCUUACCACGAGUACUACUUUUACUCCCUCGAUGCCUUCCCGAUGUUGGCGGCCCUGCUCAUCCUGGCGAUGGUCCAUCCCGGACACUUCAUCACAGGACCCGAUAGCAGCCUUCGAGAUGCCAAGAAAGAGGAGAAGAAGGUAAAGAAAGCAGAAAAGAAGGCCAUGAAGGAGCAGAAAAAGGCGGACAAGGAAGCUAAGAGGUUGGGCGCUUACGGACAAGUGAAAUAUCCCAUUACUGGAGUCAUCGCGAUGGCGGCCCAAGACGAAAUCGAGAGUGCCACUCCCUCCAUGAGUCCGGCAACUAGUGACGCGGACACAAUUACAUCGAGUCUUCCUAGCUUGAGCCCGUUGGCUUUCAAAGACGAAAAUGAUCCAGAUAAUCCCAAGAAUUGGUCAUUGUUGAGGAGGCUCUUUAUCACGUUCAUAUGGAUAGCGGGAAACUUGGUAGCCUCGGUGUCUUCCAGCAUCUUCAGCAGCGGUGCUCAAGCCAUCAGCGAGGAGUUUGGUGUAGGGCCAGAGGUUGUGACUCUUGGAGUCAGCCUGUUUGUUGUUGGCUAUUCCGUUGGACCGCCUUUCUGGAGCCCCAUAUCUGAACAAUUUGGAAGAAGGUACCCGAUGCUUGCGGGCAUGGCCCUCUUCACGAUAUUUUGCAUCCCGGUUGCCGUUGGAAAGAACCUGCAAACGAUUCUCGUCGGGCGGUUCCUAUGUGGAAUGACCAGCGUAUCGGCCAUUGCCCUCUUUGGUGGUGGCCUGGUCGAUAUAUGGCACCCAGAGCAGCGCGCAAUUGCCAUGGCUACCGUUAUUGGCAUAGUUCUCGGCGGUCCCUUGCUCGCUCCGGUCAUGGGCAACUUCAUUACUGCUAGUCAUCUGGGCUGGCGGUGGACUGGCUGGCUAAGCUGUAUCAUGGGAGGUUCAUGUACUGUUCUCGUGUUCUUUGGGCUGCCAGAGACAUACGCGCCAAUCAUUCUGCAAAAGAGACGAAGAUUGGACCCGGCUUUUCAGAACGCGCCAAAGGAAACUGGGAAAUGGCGUAAAUUUGUCCGGGUCUACCUCGUCCGCCCUUUUGUGCUACUAGGGACCGAGCCCAUCCUCGUUCUCAUGACUCUCUACCAGGCAUUCGUCUACGGAAUCUUGUAUAUUGUCUUUUCAUCAUAUCCCAUCAUCUUCCGCGAACAACGUCACUGGAAACUCGGCCUAUCGUCUCUUCCAUUUCUAGGAAUGAUGGUUGGCGUUUUUAUCGGAUCAGCCAUGAUUGUAACACGGACCGUCAUCGCUCAACAAGCCAGCCGAAAGAAAAUGGCUGAAGAUCAGUCCGGAAUUCCCCCUUCGCCGGCACCCGAACGACGACUACCCCUAAUGAUGGCAGGCAGCGUUCUGCUCCCCAUUGGGCUGUUCAUAUUUGGGUGGACUUCUGCUUCUGAUAUUCCCGUUGUUGGAAUGAUCAUCGGCAGUCUAUUUGUCGGCUCCGGGUUACUCUGCAUCUUUGUCACGGCAAUGACGUAUAUCCUCGACGUCUAUGCACAUGUCGCAAACAGCGCUCUAGGAGCAAACACAAUCGUGCGAUCGUUCUUCGCCGCCGGGUUUCCUUUAUUUGCCAGCUACAUGUAUCACGGACUGGGCGUGGCCUGGGCGUCAAGCGUACUUGGCUUUGUGAGCGUUGCAAUGAUUCCGAUUCCAAUCAUCUUUUACAAAUACGGGCCACGCAUCAGGGCUCUUUCCAAAAACCUGAUGGUGUAA